This is a messenger RNA of Talaromyces rugulosus, 624 nucleotides long. RefSeq lists its product as uncharacterized. The record is from RefSeq and is a predicted model, not a curated record. The transcript has a single exon. Lineage: Eukaryota; Fungi; Ascomycota; Eurotiomycetes; Eurotiales; Trichocomaceae. The coding region runs from base 1 to 624 and encodes 207 amino acids.
AUGUCUUCCAACGUCGGCCUUUCCACCCCUCGCGGCAGCGGAACUUCAGGCUACGUGCAACGCAACAGCGCAUUCCUCAAACCUCGCGCCGCAGGCUUCGGCGCCCCGUAUCCACCAGUCACCUCUGCGAAUGCGGACAGGCCGGGUUCUGGGUUCAAGCAGCGGCAGCCGGAUAAGCAGAUUCUCGAGCACGAUCGACGACGCGCUAUCGAAGUCAAGGUGCUCGAGGAGCGGGAGAGACUUGAAGAAGAGAAUGAGGAGCUCGAGGAGAAGAAGCAAACACCCUUGACUGAGGAGGAGAUUGAUGAGAAAUGCGAGGUGUUGCGGCAGAAGCUCGUUAAGGAGAUGGAAGAAGGCGGUGACAAUGGACGCAAAGGAGGAGAUCGACGACGCGCAAAGCCGGAUUCAGGGCCCAGGGAGAGACGGCAGUUUAAAAGCUAUCAGGUGCAUGAGCAGGCCGAGGCAAAAUUGCAGGAAAGUGAGAGACUUCGAAAGGCACUGGGAAUCAAGGAGGAUUGGGAGAGGCCGUCGUCUUCAGAGACAAAAGACAAGGAAGACCGGACAAGAGAUGGUGACAGGGAACGAAGAAACCGGGCGCCUGAUUCUGAUAGAUAUCGCCCCUGA